AUGCUUCAAUAUACUCAGAAGCGAGUCCAUGGUAUCCAAGAUUUAGAGAGAAAACUCAAUGAGUUGGGCUAUAGAGUUGGUAUCAGGGCAUUGGAUUUGUUAGUAUGGCGGGAUAAGAACAGCAAACGUGAGACUCGAGUUUUAGGCAUGCUCUACUUUAUUCAUACAACUGUUUGGAAAACUAUGUUUGGAAAGCAAGCAGAUUCGUUGGAGAAAAGUACUGAAAACGAGGAUGAAUAUAUGAUUUCGGAUAACGACCCAAUUGUCUCAAAAUUCAUCUCGGUACCCAAGGAUGUGUCACAGCUAAACUGUGGAGCAUUCAUGGCAGGAAUAGUUGAGGCUAUCAUGGAUGGUUGUCAAUUUCCUUCACGUGUGACAGCACAUACUGUUCCAAUAGACGGUUAUCCUCUUCGGACAACUAUCCUAAUUAAGCUGGACAAGGAGGUGUUGGAUCGUGAAGAGCAAUUGAAGUAA
Molecule: messenger RNA, 474 nt
Organism: Lobosporangium transversale
Lineage: Eukaryota; Fungi; Mortierellomycota; Mortierellomycetes; Mortierellales; Mortierellaceae
Product: NO signaling/Golgi transport ligand-binding domain-containing protein
Exons: 4
Coding region: 1-474 (157 amino acids)
Biological process (GO): endoplasmic reticulum to Golgi vesicle-mediated transport
Cellular component (GO): TRAPPI protein complex; TRAPPII protein complex; TRAPPIII protein complex
Source: RefSeq, a predicted model, not a curated record